GCCGUCGUCGUCCUCGACGCCGUCGUCGUCGUCAUAGAACGCGGGUCACGCGACACGCCGUGUCCGACGGUUAACGUGUGUUUGUGCGUCUCCGGGUGUUGUUUUUUCCGCGCCUCUUCGCUUACUCGCUCGAUCCAUCAGCGACAGGGUUACGCACCCUUGGACGACCAAACCGAGUGACCUUCCAGUGCGUCAAGACAGUUUUAUCUUUCGUAGUUUACUCGUUUCCGUUGUUCGAACAGAGAACGCGACGAAAUCGGAGAACAAGGUGAACAGAGUGGGAGAAGCAGAUUCGAUUUGAUUCCUGGCAAGAGGAUUCGGUGUCCCGAAGACGUUCCGCGUGCAAAAAGAAGAGGGGACGAUCAUGGACAUAUCGGAAGAUUGCUGGGAGCACGUGGGACUGCUCCAAGAAGUCUCCGGCUCGGAACCACCCCCGCCACCGAUCGCCCCCGACUUCCUAAUUCAGCAACAGGAGCUGCUGGUGAGCGGCGGACAGCCAACGACGGCGACGUCGCCGGCGAUGUCGUCGGGAGGUGCACUGAGCCCAGGUGCACUGUCACCGUCGUCGACGGCGACGACGACGGGNNNNGCGGCGGCGGCCGCGUCCGGAGGUGCGAGCACCCCGGUAGGUGGUGCCACGGGGCCCGGUUGCUGCGAGAACGGCAGGCCCAUGAUGACGGACCCCGUAACGGGGCAAACGGUGUGCAGCUGUCAGUACGACAGUGCAGCGAGGCUCGCCUUGGGUGCGUAUCCGAGGCUAGCACCCACGGCGACCUCCUACUCUUCUUACCCCACGCCGACGCCCUCCACCACCGACCAAGGGCCCUACCCCAGCAUCGGCAUGGACAGCUCCGCGUUCUACCCUCCUCUGGGAAAUCCGUACGGAUUGAAGGACACGACGGGGAUGGGCAUGACGGCGGAUAUGGGUGCUGCAUGGGGCACGGCUGCCCUUCAACCUGCCACCACGGGUUACUACCCCUACGAUCCAACCCUGGCCGCCUACGGAUAUGGCGCCGGAUACGACCUGGCAGCGCGGCGGAAGAACGCGACGAGGGAGUCGACGGCUACCUUGAAGGCCUGGUUGAACGAGCACAAGAAGAACCCUUACCCGACCAAGGGCGAGAAGAUCAUGUUGGCGAUCAUCACGAAGAUGACGUUGACGCAAGUGUCCACUUGGUUCGCGAACGCGCGAAGACGCUUGAAGAAGGAGAACAAGAUGACCUGGGAGCCGAAGAAUAAGACCGACGACGACGAUGACGCUGUUCUCACGGAUUCGGAGGAUAACAAGGAGAAGGAUGAUUUAUCGGGAGACAAUCAAGGUGACAGAGUCGGAGAGGAGGCGAGGAGAGGCCUCGAAGAAAACGAGCCGAUGAGGCACGUGAAAGCGGAGCACUUGCAGCACGACAAGGACCUCGACGAGGAGGACGACCUGGAUCUCGAGGAGGACCCGCGACGAGGAGAGCAUCCCUUUCACCACGCGAUGCAGCACCACCACCACCAUCACCAAGGAUACACCGGAGAGGACCACCUGAAAGACGAGGGCAUCAAGUCCGACUGUAGCGCCGCCGGUGUACCUAUACCCGCGACCAAACCUAAAAUCUGGUCCCUGGCGGACACGGCAGCCUGCAAAACGCCACCGCCACCCUCGCAUCCCCAUCACCAACAGUACCACCACCUCCACCAUCAACAACACUACGGUCAACAGCAGCAGCAACAGCAACAGCAGCAACACCAUUUGACCAAUCAGACCCACCACCAUCACUCUCAGCAACCUUGGCUCGGUUCUGGUGGCGGAGGCGGUACCGGAGGCGGUGGCGGUGGCGGAAACCUGAGCUCGUUCGCGUUGCCCUCGUCAGCGUCGAUGAGUCCCUCCGCAGCAGCGACCGCACCGUAUUCGAGCGCUGCUACGAGGUACGGUGGUUUUCUCUCGUCCUCGUCCGGAGGUCAGCUCCAUUACAACCCCAACUCCUCUUCCGGCUCGAGCUCGAGCGCGUCCUCGUCGGCGGCGGCGGGGUUUCCCGAGGUUGGUACGGACACUCCACCCCAGACACCGCCCAACAUGAAGGUGGCUACACCGAAUGGAGUGAUCCAGGCACCACCGGGCGGUUACUGCACUGGUGGCAACGGCAACGCCACUAGCAACGGUAAUCCCAAUCCGUACGGGGCAAGUCAUCCGGCCGCUGGUUAUCUGUCGACGAGUUCCGGCUCGGCCAGCAGCGGUUCCUCCUUCAGCUCCAGACUACAGGCGUCCCCGCACAAAGACUUCUCGCCCGCGGCACAGAAUUCCAUCCUGCAUCAACAUCAGACCACUGCCAGCUUACCACCCACGGAGGCUACCACUGCGUUUAAACCGUUCUACAAGGGAUCGCAGUCAAUGGGCAGUGGGUUCGUGUCACCGGUGUAAGGCACGUUGGGUCGAGAUUGGAUCAACGACGCGUCUCUCGAGGAUGAGGCCACUGGCUGGAGAACGCAAGGACCCACGACCGGACUGUAAAUACGCUCUGCUGAGAGGUCCUGGGAUUUAUUAGCGUCG
Molecule: messenger RNA, 2533 nt
Organism: Megachile rotundata (alfalfa leafcutting bee)
Lineage: Eukaryota; Metazoa; Arthropoda; Insecta; Hymenoptera; Megachilidae
Product: homeobox protein araucan
Biological process (GO): regulation of transcription by RNA polymerase II; neuron differentiation; cell development
Cellular component (GO): nucleus
Molecular function (GO): DNA-binding transcription factor activity, RNA polymerase II-specific; RNA polymerase II cis-regulatory region sequence-specific DNA binding
Source: RefSeq, a predicted model, not a curated record